This is a messenger RNA of Arabis nemorensis, 393 nucleotides long. The record is from the annotation of a GenBank genome assembly. NCBI's taxonomy places the organism in Eukaryota, Viridiplantae, Streptophyta, Magnoliopsida, Brassicales, Brassicaceae.
AUGAGCUUCCCUCUUGCUUCUGCUUCCUCUGCUGCCCCUGAGGUUCCAAUUCAUCUGAUGCAGCCUCAGAUUCAGAUCCACCAUUGUCUAAUUCAACCUCAGUUUUGGAUUCUUCCUCUUGAAUCUGUUUCCCUUUACCUUUGCCUGAGACCCGCUCCAUCUUUACAGCUUUCAAUUUUUCUGUCGAUUCUCCACCGGAAACCAUGGAGGCUGUUUCGUCACCAACCGCGGUCGCUACUUACCGACAUUGACAGAAGCAUCACCGUCGCCGGCUUCAACACCUUGCUAGAGCUUGAGGUCCGUAGCUUUGGGGUUAGCCAUCUCAUCUCCGUCGAUCGAUUCGUCACUCAGACGAGGACGAUUAGCAUCACUGGUCGCAUGUUCCUUCUGUGA